GCCGGCGCACACCUGCUUCAUCCACUUGCCCUUCCUCCGUUUACAGCAUCUAGCCCAGUCCGCCCUUUAUGAUACUAGCCAAAACACAGUCGUGAGUGUUAGGAGCCCGGAAUCUUCGAGAUGGCGCCAAUUAGACGACACCGAAUAGACCGUUCAAAAUCUCCUGCUACGGGACCUUACACAAGGUCACGCUCGAGCCUGCAAGGAGCGCCAGCGGCACAGACUCGUCUUCAGUUAUCAUCCAGCCGCAAACAACCUUCCGGGAAAGACGAAGUAGCUGGGAUAAGUAAGCCUCGCCCCGUUACGUGCCAUACCUCCUAUCCCCAUCAUGUUCAACAAGUGGCCAUACCACAGCGCAGUUCAUUGCGCCAUGCGCUACGCGAGAGCCAGAAGUUAUUCGAUGAAAAUCCUUCCAUUCCUAUCUCAGUUACUCCAGAUUCGGCACCACCCAACCUUCCAGUUCCGGGGCAAAUGCCCAAACAUUCAGCUCAGAGCGCUUCCAAAGAUAUUAGUACCGGCAGCGCUACCACGCACCUUUCAGGGCCACCUCACGUUCCAGCCUUGAGAUUAAACCCCCAGCGUAGUUCUCUUCGAAGAGCAAUCUGUGAGAGUCUAAAGGCGUUCGCCUCUGGCGAUGGGGAGUCCGGCCCAUCAACACACCUCCCAAAACUGGACUUGGCACGAUCCAGUGCACCAAGUCCAGAAUCAAUCGAAAAGCGACAGCCUCGAAGACAUACUUGGCUACCCUCGAGGUUUCAACGCAUGACUGAAUUGACCCCUACUCUACCCCAACGAAGCUCCCUUCGCCGAGCUAUUCGUGAGAGUCUUCGUGCGACUAUACAAGGAAGUGACCCUGUUGAUCUCACACCAGCCGUCGUAAUCUCCGCUGAAGAUUUCGCCUUGAAAGACACGGUUGAAGCGCCUCUGCCAAGAUCAGAGGUUCAAGGCGGUAGCAUUGUCUCGACGCCCGACUCGCCGGAAAGCACUUUGAAUGCGCCACUGACUCCUACCAAGAAUGUGGGUGCUGCGGAACUCGUACCGGAGAUCAGCUGCACGCCGUCCACCUCAUCCGCUAAACCCUCCCUGGCACCUCAUACGCCCGCACCACGGGAGCUAGUGACCGUUCUACGACCUCGGAAAAAGCUGGUUUCGGAAUCGCGUUCGAUGACCGACGCACGAUCGUCGCCUACCCCGUCGAAUUCACUAUCAUGUCUUGGCACGACUACAACACUGUGCAAUGAUGUAAAUUCUAUUGCCGAAAACCAGAUUCCAGAUCAGCAUUCCUCGGAUCAAAGUGCCCUCGAGAAUGGAGAAGUGGGCAGGGAGAAAUCUGGUUCUGAGGCGUCAUCAACACGUAAAGGCUGGCACCAAAUUUGUGAGAUUAUCAAUGAGGUCCCGAGUGGGCUGUAUCUGGUUGAGUGGGAGGGACGGGAUCCGCGCACUGGAGUAAAGUGGCCGGCGUCUUGGGUAUGUAUUUCCCAUACCUCACCUAUUAUCCCUGCUUUAUGAUUAGGGUAGUAUACGAACAUCUCAAGAAUGAGUUCUCGACGCAUUUCUUUUUUAAUUUCAUUUUCUUCUUGUCUCAUACACACACAUGCACAAUCAUUCCCUCUCUAUUCUAUCAUACAAAUCCCUUAAUUGUCCUUGGAUAAUC
Xylaria bambusicola is the source of this 1654-nucleotide messenger RNA. RefSeq lists its product as uncharacterized. The coding region runs from base 121 to 1509 and encodes 462 amino acids. The record is from RefSeq and is a predicted model, not a curated record. Lineage: Eukaryota; Fungi; Ascomycota; Sordariomycetes; Xylariales; Xylariaceae. The transcript has 2 exons.